Lathyrus sativus (Indian pea) is the source of this 387-nucleotide messenger RNA. Lineage: Eukaryota; Viridiplantae; Streptophyta; Magnoliopsida; Fabales; Fabaceae. The record is from the annotation of a GenBank genome assembly.
AUGUUAGAGACAUUCAACUCUGUUUAUGUCAUAGCUAGAGCCAAACCAAUUGUAACAGUGAUUGAAGAGAUUAGAGCGUAUCUCAUGAUGAAGUGGGAGUCAAACAGGAAGAAGAUUUCCAAAUAUGAAGGUGAUAUUCUACCAAAUAUCAAGAAAAGGAUAACAAAGGAAUCAGAAAAAUCAAACAAAUGGCUUGUGAGGCGUGCAGGUGAAUUUGAUUAUGAGGUUAGACAUAUCUUAUAUAAUGGUGAAAAGUAUUUUGUAAGUCUGUCCACUAAGGAGUGCUCUUGUAUGAGAUGGAUGUUGACAGGGUUGUCAUGCUGUCAUGCAAUAUCUUGCAUGAAAUCUCAACAAUUGGAGAUUAACACUUUUGUGCCUGAUUUCUAA